CCUUUUUUCUAUUCUUUAACUGUUUUAACAUUUCUAAAAACAAUUCUAUAUGUCAUUCUUGACUUCAAACCACAACCAUUGUCAGUAUGAUAAAAUCUGAUGGUGAUAUUAUAUUCUGGUUUAAUAACAAACAACAUAGAACGACCACCCCCCAUGUUAAAUAUAAUCGUGAGGUGUAUUUGGCAUAAUGCAGUUUUAUCUGAUUCAUCAACAUAUACAUAUACAUACACCUACAAACAUGUACUAUAAAAAUUUGCUAGUAAGUUACCAGAGCACCCUGUUUUUGUAUUUUUAGAUGCCAAAUGAUGAGUUCUUACAUUUUUAGUGCAAUUUAGUUACUUUUUGAUGUUUUAUCGUCUUCCAAAAUACAACCACGUUUCAGUUGCCAAAUUUGAAUUCAGGCUAUUGCGUACUCUGUUUAUCUGGCCUAAUUUUAACCCUUGUCAUCCCAUAACAUUCUAAACAAUUUUUUGGUUUUCUGUCCAAAAAAAUCCUGGUGUCUACUAAACUUAGCACCAACUUUUUAUUUUUCAAAUAAUAAAUAUUUGGUUUCAAAGCAGAAAGUUUUCGGCUAUUUGUUGUUUUGUCUGUGAACUGAUGCAGUAAUGCUUUGCACAAAUUAUACCAUUAUAAUUAUGACAUUCUUAUCUGCUCUUAAAUAUGGCUGCAUAUUUCAAAUACACACCCUUCCAUUUCAAACAAAUAAUUAUUUUUUUCACUUGAAAGAUAUAGAGUACCUUAAUGCUGAAUAUCAUUCGUAAAGACAAUGUAUUUAUAGCAAAUCUUUAAUUUUGCCUUCACCAAGCAUUUGGCACAGACACAUACGUAGGAUGAUUGCCGGGUGUGCUUUAUUAGUUACACUCUUCUAUCUCAUGCCUCCAAUUUUGGUACUUCCAUAAAGGUAUUCCUUUACCAGUUAGAGCUUUAUGAACAAUAUCAACCUGAUGUUAUGCUGUUUCCCAAGUUCAAAGUGUUCUAGCCCAUAUACUACCACAUUGAGAUAGGCCGAUGCGAGUUUCUGUUUCCGUGACCUGAGAUAUAGGGAUCUCGAAGAUAAGCAGUUGCCUUUGGAUUAAAGGGAUAUAAGAUUUUGUAGAAAUCUGAAUUUUUAAGUGAUUUUGAAACAAGAACCAUUUACUAAUGCAUGCCCAGUUUUUGGCGUCUGUGAUAAACCAUAAAUAAUUAAACCCUGGAAACAGACAGGAGAGGAAUGCACUUAUUGUUUUCCUUUUACCUGGCUUCUACUUAUGAUGUUUCACCCACAAACAGCAAUUUGAAACGUUAGAACAUCUGCAUUAUUCAAACUGUUCCAAAUAUUUCAUCGAAUUUACCUGCCCUUGUAAGGAAAACAUGGAGUCUUAACUGGCAUAGUAAACAAAGGUAACACAUGUUAUACAAAUUCCAUCCUUUAAGUGGUAUAUGUCCUUGUUACACGUUGGUUUUAAUUGUGCCUGCUUUAUUAUCUCCACAAAGUCCAAAUCCCUUUAUAUGUUUCUUUUGCAUCGUUCUCCUUUACCUAUUGGUCCUUCUAAUUUCUUGCUGGCUUUGAACAUUCUCUAAAAAAAACUAUUACAAUAACCAGCAAGACUCCCCUGAGAUUCUUCAUAGUUAUUAAUGAAUUAACAGGAUCUUCUUUGGUUUACAAUUUUCUUCUUUUACUCUAACAACAAUAACAUCUUGUAACCUUUGUUCCCGUUUCUCUUCUAAAGAACAGAAAAAGACAAUCCUUAUUUAACCAACAAUAGCAGACUCGUUCAAUGCACUGUCACAGUGUCAACAGCUUAUAGUUAUCAAGUUAUCAUGGUUUUGCCCCAGUGUUCGUUGUAAUGAUGUGAUUGUUGUCCAGUUAUUUAGGUAAUAACAAUAAAAAAUUCAGCUUAGUUACUUUUCACCACUCAGGUACUAUGAAAGGUGGACGACGUUACCGGGAUUUUGAUAAAGAUCGACAUAACAGUUGGCUUAAGUACGUUGGCUGCUGCAAUUCUGCAGUUGAUUUAUCUCAUUUAAAUAUUGUUAUACUAUUUUUACCAGAACUUAACUCGCCUAAAAAAAUAGGAAAGGGAAUUAAUUUCCCUAGUCGUCUGAAUUUGAUAAUUAACCCAGUCGAGUAGGGAGGCAAAGUUUGCUCCCUUUGUUUUCAGGAUCGAUUAAUUAUUCAAGUACUGCUGCCUUUAGUCAUUUAAUUUUGUCUUAUCUUUGUGGCUCGAUGCCCAUGCACAUUUCUCCAGUCACGACGGGCGGGGACUGGCCCACAGCCGUAAUGAUCAGUGUAAGGCCUAGUGUUGGGCGCCUUCAGCACGUUUACUACUGCUUCAGCUCAGAGCUACUGCCAGGGUUUCAAGUACUGGCGCACAGGUCGUUGCCUGCUACAGUUUAUAAUUUUUUUAAGAAUUAUUCUAAAAUUUAAUUUAUUGCCUAAUUGUUAUGCUUUUGUGUUCACGCGUCGUGUAUUAUUGUUUUUACGAGUCCUACGUAAUGUUUAAUCCGAAUCCUUGAGAUGGUUUAAAGCACUAUGCUAACAUUCUGUCAUCAUACAAGUGUUAUCAUAACAACCAACUGGUCCGUCACUUUAUCUUGAAUUAUUUUUUAUUUUUUUGUUGUGGCUGUAGCCAGUCUGUAUAAAUUAUCAGUUUUUUCUUGUGCCGUACUGCUUGUGCUCAUACUUCAAAAUGGUUUGUGAUAGAAGGAUUGUUUUUCCAUUAAGGAUUUUCUCAAAUAAUAGCUUAACGUCCAUGCUGGACAGUAAGAUAUCGUAUUUAGCACUUUAUUUUGGGUGCGUAAGCCCAGUUUUAAUUGCAACCUCUAUCCCUGUAGACCAGACACUUCGAUGCAGUUUGUUGUACUGUAAACCCAUUUUAUCAUUAUCUACUUGAGGAUAUGCUUGAAGGUCAUUAAAAAAGAAAACGUUUCGUUAAAUUCUUUGCCAUUAUCAGUACUAUCUGCUAUUAUUUCUAUGCCUUUAAAAAUGAUAGAGCUUGUGAUGAUUAUAUUUCAUAUGAAACUGGAAGCCUAUACUUAUCUUUAUUACUUUUUAUUUUUACAUGUUUUUAUGUACUGGAUGGAACAACUUAUAUUUAACACUUUUAAGAAUAUUUUAUAUAGUAUGGAUGUCUUUAAUACAUGAGGAGGAGGAGGAUGAGGAAGAGGAGGGGAAAGAAAUUGCAAUUGCAGAAAGUACUGCCAUAAAAAGUAAUGCAGUUACGAAGAUAACUAAUUGGUGGAGAAAAAUAAUUGAAAAAGAAAAAUUGCAUAAAAAACAGAAGUCAUCAACCCUAGUUGAAGAAGACAAAUAUUUUAAGAACGGAACUUGUAUUGUGUGUGGAGACAAAUGUUUAAAAACUUUGCUAAAUGAUACCAGCCACGAGAGAAAGGUUACUGAAUACGAACAAUUCGUUCUUGUCGAGAAAGAUUUUAAGGUAUUGUUUUAUAGUUAUGAUGAAGUGUAUAGGAAUGAUGCGAUGGAUAUUGAUGAAUGGCAUGAGAUUGAUAUUGAAAUAGGUGAUCUUUCAAAAAAAAUAAGAGUUGUAAGACUUACUAAAAGAUGGGAGGAUUUUCCAAAACUUCGUGAUUUUGCAACUGCUCUUCACAUCAAGAUAAACAAUGUGUCGCUGUCGAUACGACAUAAGGAGGAAGAGGAAGAGGAAAUUUCAAUUCAAAAAUUGUAUAAAAAGUAUGCUGUACAUACAAAGAGAGAAAGAAAAGAAAUUAAAAGGCAAAAUAAUAAAUUAUGUAACACAGAAGCAGUUGAGGAGAAGUCAUUAACCACAGAUGACGAAGACCAAUAUUUUAGAAAUGGAGCUUGUAUUGUUUGUAGAGACAAAUGUUUGAAAAAUGACAGUAGCCAUAAAAUAAAGGUUAGAGAGUAUGAACAAUUCAUUCUUGUUGAAAAAUAUAUCCUGAAGUUGGAUGAUGAAUUUGUUAAUGUUUAUACAAAUUCCCCAAUGGAUAUCGAUAUAUGGAAGGAUAUUGCCAGUAAUAUAUGUUAUCUCUUAAAAAGAAUAAAAUUGGCAAGACUUGAUAAAAACUGGAAGGACGUAUCCACUCUUCAUAAUUUUACAACUAAUCUAUGUGACAAAAUUUACAAUGUGUCGCAACACUUGAUGGAGCUUGAAGAACAAGAAGAGUGCAUUGUUGUUCUUACGGAUGAAAGUCAUAGGAGUGUGUCUGAGCUUGAGGAAGAAGUGGACGAGCAAGAGGUUCUUACGGACGAAAGUGUUAGGAGUGGAUCUGAGCUUGAGGAGGAAAUGGACGAGCAAGAGGUUCUUACGGACGAAAGUGAUAGGAGUGGAUCUGAGCUUGAGGAAGAAGUGGACGAGCAAGAGGUUCUUACGGACGAAAGUGGUAGGAGUGGAUCUGAGCUUGAGGAGGAAAUGGACGAGCAAGAGGUUCUUACGGACGAAAGUGUUAGGAGUGGAUCUGAGCUUGAGGAAGAAGUGGACGAGCAGGGUGAGGAGGAAAGGGAGGAGAAGGAGAAAAGUACAGCUCGAAGAACUGCUGCCAGAAAUAGUAAUGCAGUAACCAAGAUAGCCAAUUGGUGGAAAAAAAUAAUUGAAAAACGGCAUAAGAAACAGCCCAGAAAUAAAUCAAAUAAAACAGAAGCAGAUGAAAAGAAAUCGUCAACCACAAUUGAAGAAGAUGAAUAUUUUAAGAAUGGAACUUGUAUUGUUUGUGGAGAUGGAUGUUCGAAAAAUAUGUCAAAUGGCACUAGCCACGAAAAAAAGGUUGAAGAGUAUAAACAAUUCAUUAUUGUUGAGAAAGAUUUCAAGAGGCUGUAUGAAGAUUUGCAUAAACUGUAUGAAAACGAUGCGAUGGAUAUCGAAGAAUGGCAAGACAUCGACACAAAAAUAAAUGAUCUAUCAGAGAAAGUAAGUAAUGGAAGAUAUACAAAAAAAUGGGAGGAAUUUUCAGAGCUUCGUGAUAUCACCAAUAAUAUACACAAAAAAGUAAGAAAUGUAUCACGGCGUUUGAAAAAAUUGGAAACAGGAGAUUUUAUCGAUGUUCCGGGGCCUAACCGACGUAAAAAUCAAAAAAAAGUUGGAACAAGAAAAGGUAUUGUUAAUAGAAAAUAAACAGAGUGUUUAUAGUUGGCUUUUUGACUUUCUAUUUUACUGCAUGUGGUUACGAAAGGACAAAUUUUUAAAAUGUAGAUACCAUGUACACUUUUUAUUUAUUACUGGUGCAUAAGUGGUUGUCUGCUAUUAUUUCUUUGUUUAUUUGCUUGUUUAUUUAUUUAUUUAUUUAUCUUUAUCAUGUUGAUUUUUUUUAGUGCUGAAUUUUUUUUAUAUACAACGUAUAUAAAGAGGGUAAUUUUUAAGUAGAGAUGUGUAAAUAAAAUAUGUAGGUCGUUUAGUUCAAUUACCUUGAUUUUGCAAAAGUAUACCUGCAAUUAGAACGAUCUGACACCGGAAGACAGUUCAAGUCCAACUUCAAAUUUGAUAGUUUAGGUACACAGAAAAAAAGUUAAGAUUAAUUUCACACUAAAUAUACAAUUUGCACCUUUGUUUUAACAAUAUUGUUACGUGAUGUGAUGACGACAUAGCAUUCACUAAGUUAAUAAUUAACAAUCUAAAACAAGUGAUAUUAAAAUUAUGAUAUAUUUUAAAAAUAAUUUAUGUUUUUUUAAAAAAAGGAUGUUAUAUUCUAGUUAGUAUUGAUAAAGAAUCUUUUGAUGUUACAAUUUCUUCAUAAAUAUAACCACUUGUCAUGACAUAUAUGAUCCUUGCAGCUUGCUGCUCUGUCACCUCUUCAUCAUUAAGCUAUGUUUUAUUGGAGUUAUCGUCGCAUGUAUUAUUUGCGUACAUUUUGAAAAUAUGUGGGUUGUAAUAUUCAAA
Hydractinia symbiolongicarpus is the source of this 5831-nucleotide messenger RNA. RefSeq lists its product as uncharacterized. NCBI's taxonomy places the organism in Eukaryota, Metazoa, Cnidaria, Hydrozoa, Anthoathecata, Hydractiniidae. The transcript has 4 exons. The record is from RefSeq and is a predicted model, not a curated record. The coding region runs from base 3042 to 5069 and encodes 675 amino acids.